Molecule: messenger RNA, 1182 nt
Organism: Aegilops tauschii subsp. strangulata
Lineage: Eukaryota; Viridiplantae; Streptophyta; Magnoliopsida; Poales; Poaceae
Product: peptide methionine sulfoxide reductase A5
Biological process (GO): cellular response to oxidative stress
Cellular component (GO): cytoplasm
Molecular function (GO): peptide-methionine (S)-S-oxide reductase activity
Source: RefSeq, a predicted model, not a curated record
GGUAGGUCGCUCGCUCGCGGCGCGCGCGCCCCCCCUCCGAUCCCGAUCUCCGCCGCGCCCCCACCUUCCCUCCCCUCCACGCCGACGCGAUGGCCCGCGCGUCCUCCUCCGCCGCGGCCGCCUUCCUAUGGGCGCUCGCGUCCCUCCUGGCCACCGCGGCCUCGGGCGCGCGGCUCACGGUCCGCGCCGGCGGGGGCGCGCCGGCCACCGCGGUGUUCGCGCUGGGCAGCUUCUGGCGCUCCGAGGCGGUCUUCGGGUGCCUCCACGGCGUGCUCCGCACCUCCGUCGGCUACGCCGGCGGCUCCAAGGCCAACCCCGAGUACCGCAACCUCGCCGACCACGCCGAGUGCGUCAAGGUCGAAUAUGAUCCCCGUCAGAUUCAGUACAAGCAGCUUUUGGAUGUGUUCUGGGCAAGCCACGAUCCACGGGAGGUCUUCGGACAAGGACCGGAUGUUGGCAACCAAUAUAGAUCCGUCAUUUUCACAAAUGGAACGCUCGAGGCUAGAUUGGCUGCUCUUACCAAAGAAAGAGAACAAGCCAAGGACCGCAGCAGCGUUAUUACCACAAAGAUCCAACCACUGGGAGCAUUUUAUCCUGCUGAACCAGAACAUCAGAAAUUUGAGCUGAAGCGCAAGCCUUUCCUGGUGCAACUGAUCGGGAACCUGCCAGAAGAGGAGCUCCUGUCAUCCACACUGGCUGCGAAGCUGAAUGCGUAUGCAGCCGAGCUCUGCCCUCCAAAGGCCCAGAAGAAGAUAAGCUCCAAGAUUGAUGAGAUUGCCAAGAAAGGUUGGCCCAUCCUACACGACAUUUAGCUAGCCCAUUCUGGUCCCGGUUCUCAUCAAACUGUAAUCCAUCAAGUUGUAAUCCAACAUAGAAACAAGAGAGUUCUGCAUGAUUUUGCCGAAAAGUUUCUGUAGGAAUGUUUCAGCAGCCUGCUGACAGCAGCGAUUCAUUGUUCACUUGGUCACGGUGAUUCAUCACAUCGUUUAUAGAUAGCAUCAAUCAUCUGUCGGUUUGGGGUUUUUCUCCGUCCGUUUGCUGUACCCAUGUUUAUCUCUUCUGGGCUUGCUGUACUCAUGUUUUAUCCUGUUCUGGGCUUGCUGGACAUGUAGUGAAGUUGUAAGAUGUAACUUUUGGUUGAUUCAAUUGUGAAAAAUAUAUAGAAGCAUUCUUAUUCACAAA